This is a messenger RNA of Amphibalanus amphitrite, 3639 nucleotides long. RefSeq names its product trichohyalin-like. The coding region runs from base 109 to 3498 and encodes 1129 amino acids. The transcript has 5 exons. Lineage: Eukaryota; Metazoa; Arthropoda; Thecostraca; Balanomorpha; Balanidae. The record is from RefSeq and is a predicted model, not a curated record.
GCGUGGUCCCGGCUGCAGCGGCAACCACAGCUUCGUCUGCCUCAGCGUCAGCGGAGACACCGGAGCGCCGGGGACCGCCGGGCUGCGGGCGCCAGCCAGGCCGACAGGAUGUGUCGAAAAAUCGGUCUUCUCAUUCUGCUUGUGGCCGCUUGCCAAAACGGUCCCAAGCUAACUGAAGGACAUCAGUCAUGGGCAGCUACCGAAAGUCAUGACUUAACGGCUCUCGAAUCUGAGCUUACUACAGCCUCUCACCUAAAACCAGAAACUGGAACAUGCAAGAAUGAAGCUGCGAAACAAGAAAUAAUAAAAGAUGAAACAUUGGUUAAUUCCCAUGCAGAGCCUGAGCAGAGUGCGACCAGACAAGACCAUUCCGAGGAACGGCUUUUGGACGCAAGGAGGGCUGACAACAGGCGGUCUGAUGAACGACGGGCCGACAACCGGCGUUCCGUGGAGCGACGGGCUGACAACAGACGUUCUGAGGAGCGAUGGCUGGACGAACGGCGUGUUGAAAGCAGGCAGUCUGAGGAACAACGUUUGGAUGCAAGGCGGGCUGACAACAGAGUUUCUGAGGAGCGACGGCUCGGCACAAGGUGGGCCGACAACAGGCGUUCUGAGGAGCGACGGCUGGACGCAAGGCGAGCCGACAACAGGCGUUCUGAAGAGCGCCGGGCGGACAAUAGACGCUCUGAGGAACAACGUUUGGACGCAAGGCGGGAUGUCAACAGGCGUUCUGAGGAACAACGUUUGGAGGCAAGGCGGGCUGACAACAGACGAUCUGGGGAGCGACGCCUAGACGCUACGCGGGAAGACAACAGGCGUUCUGCGGAGCGACGGCUGGACGCCAGGCGGGCCGACAACAGGCGAUCUGAGGAGCGACGGGUUGAGGUACGGCGGAAUGACAACAUACGUUCUGAGGAGCAACGUUUGGACGCAAGGCGGACUGACAACCGGCGUUCUGAGGAGCGACGAGUUGAGAUGCGGCGGGUCGACAACAGGCGCCUUGAGGAACAACGUUUAGACGCUAGGCGAGUUGACAGCAGGCGCUCUGAGGAACAACGUUUGGAUGCAAGGCGGGCUGACAACAGGCGUUCUGAGGAGCGACGGCUGGACGCCAGGCAGGCCGACAACAGGCGUUCUGAUGAGCGACGGGUUGAGGUACGGCGGAAUGACAACAGACGUUCUGAGGAGCAACGUUUGGACGCAAGGCGGGCUGACAACCGGCGUUCUGAGGAGCGACGAGUUGAGAUGCGGCGGGUCGACAACAGGCGAUCUGAAGAGCGACGUGUUGAGGUACGGCGGAAUGACAACAGACGUUCUGAGGAGCAACGUUUGGACGCAAGGCGGGCUGACAACCGGCGUUCUGAGGAGCGACGGCUGGACGCCAGGCGGGCCGACAACAGGCGAUCUGAAGAGCGACGGGUUGAGGCACAGCGGGAUGACAACAGACGUUCUGAGGAGCGACGUCUAGACGCAAGGCGGGCUGACAACAGGCGCUCUGAAGAGCGACGGGCUGAGGCACGGCGGGCUGACAACAGGCUUUCUGAGGAGCGACGGCUGGACGCAAGGUGGGCCGACAACAGGCGUUCUGAAGAGCGACGGCUGGACGCAAGGAAGGCCGAAAACAUGCGUUCUAAGGAGCGACGGGUUGAGGCACGGCGGGUUGACAACCACCGGUCUGAAGAGCAGCGUUUGAACGCAAGGCGGGUAUACAGCAUGCGUUCUGAGGAGCGACGGGCGGACAACAGGCAUUCUGAGGAGCAGAGGCUGGACGCAAGGCGGGCUGAUAACAGGCGCUCUGAAGAGCGACGGGUUCAGGCACGGCGGGCUGACAACAGGCGUUCUGAGGAGCGACGGCUGAACGCAAGGCGAGUUGACAACAGACGUUCUGAAGAGCGACUGGCUGAGGCGCGGUGGGUUGACAAUAGGCCCCAUGAGGCACAGCGUUUGGACGCAAGGCAGGCUGACAACAGGCGUUCUGAGGAUCGUCGGGCUGCGGCACAGCGGGUUGACAGCAGGCGCCCUGAAGAACAACGCCUGGAGGCAAGGCGGGCUGACAACAGGCGUUCUGAGGAGCGACGGCUGGACGCAAGACGGGUUGACAACAGACGUUCUGAGGAGCGACCUGUUGAGGCACGGCGUUCUGAGAACCGAGGGGUUGAAAACAGGCGUUUUUCUGAGGAGCGGCGGGUUGACAAUAGGCCGUCUAAGGAACAACAUCUAGCCGCAAGGUGGGCUGACAACAGACGUUCUGGGGAGCGACGUUUGGACGCAAGGCGGUUCAACAAUGGGCGCUCUAAGGAACUGCUUCUUGACGCAAGGCAGGUGGAUAGCAGGCGUCCUGAGGAGCGGCGCGUUGACAACAGACGGUCAGAGGAACCACGUUUGGACGCAAGGCGAUUCAACAACAGACAUUCUGAGGAGCGAAGGGUUGAGGCACGACGGGUUGACAAUCGCCGUUCUGAAGAGAAGCGUUUGGACGCAAGGCGGGUCGACAACAGGCGUUCUGAGGGACAAAUGAUUGACAACAGGCGUACGGAAGAACAACGCUUGAAUGCACGGCGGGCUGACCACAGACGUUCUGAGGAGAGACGUGUUGAGAACAGGCGCUCUGAAGAGCGACGUCUAGACGCAAGGCGGGUUGACAGCAGUCGUUCUGAGGAACAACGCUUGGACGCGAGGAGGGCUGACAACAGGCGAUCUGAGGAACGACGAUUGGACGCAAGGCGGGCUGACAACAAGCGUUCUGAGGAACGACGACAGGACGCAAGGCGGGCUGACAACAGGCCCUCUGAGGAACAGCGUUUGGACGCGAGGCAUCCUGACAAUAGGCGUUCUGAGAAACGACAUCUGGACGCAAGGCGGGAUGAUAACAGGCGCUCUGAGGUUCAGCGUUUGGAUGCAAGGCGGGCUGACAACAGGCGUUCUGAGGAGAGACGGGCCGACAACAGGCGUUCUGAGGAGCAACGGCUGGACGCAAGGCGGGCUGAUAACAGGCGUUCUGAGGAGCGACGUGUUGAGGCACGGCGGGCUGACAACAGGCGUUCUGAGGAGCGACGGCUAAACGCCAGGCGGGCCGACAACAGGCGUUCUGAAGAAUGGCGGUUGGAAACCAAGCGAGCUUAUGAAGGAGUUCGGCAGAGUUCGGUGGUUAAAAUGCGCUUAUCUGAAGUACCUGAUCAUGAUCUUAUUGCGGAGGCCAGAAAUACCCUUCAAGGUAAUAGUGUAGACACAGUUGACCCACAGGAUUCAUCCCGCUCAUAUGGACUUCUAAAUAUCUUCUGGAGCUCAAAAACUUCAGAAAACCUUGCUCCCUUCUCGUCCAGCGUAGAAAAACUGGUGAACACAAUCAAGGUGAGGAGACCAGCUCAGAAGCCGAAAUACAGCAGCACGCCGCUCUACACCAAGCCUCCCGGCAGCGCUGCCCUGGGCACCUCGUUCUGGACCGGGGUCGUUGGCCUGGCCCUCUGGACGCUCCGGCCGCAGACCAAAGUCCUCUAGACGACCGGCCGGGCGCCACUGUUACUCGCCGAUUCUGUUCGGUGCACCAAAGCCGUAUUUGACCGCUUCGGGUGCACUGUUGUUGAUUGUUUGCAAAUCGUUAUUGAAAUUUGAAUGUGAAAUACAUGUAGGUGAAGCAUA